AUGGCGACCCUAUAUCCACCUCCAUCGAAGCGUCAGAAGCGAGCGCAAGCCGAAGUCGCGCGACAACAACAAGACAUUGACACCUCCAUACCCGAUGGCACAGUGCGAGUGCGCUUCGUGGACCAGGCCACAGGCGAAAGCGGCAAUCUCCCCGUUCUUACCGUCCCAUUGUCGCAGGCGUCGACCAAGAAUCUGGAGCUGCUUUUGAACAAUCUAAAAGACCAGGCAGACGACCAAAUACCGUAUCGGUUCUUUCCCGACGGUACGACUGAAGCGCUUGCAGACAAGGAUGAUCUAUACAACGCGCUAGUUAAGCCGGGAAAGGCAUCAGCGGAAGCCGAGAUAGUGCUCCAAUAUGCGCCACAAGCUGUUUUCCGUGUCAAAGCGGUCUCGCGGUGCUCAGCAGCUGUGUCAGGACAUGGCGACAACAUCUUGUCCAUAAACUUCUCGCCAGUCAGCUCCAGCAGGAUGGCGAGUGGAAGUGGAGACAAGACCGUCAGGGUAUGGGAUUGCGACACAGGCACACCAGUACAUACGAUGAAAGGACAUUCGGGGUGGGUUCUGGCUGUCAGCUACUCACCCGAUGGCUCCCUGCUGGCGUCCGGUGGGUACGACAGAGAGGUGAGGAUAUGGGACCCAAACACGGGAAAGCAGAUUGGAGGCCCGCUCAAGGGCCAUACUGGCUUCAUCACAUCCCUCUCCUGGGAACCAUAUCACUUGCAAGAGCCUGGCCGACCGCGAGUAGCAUCGUCAUCCAAGGACGGUACCGUAAGAGUGUGGGACGCAAUAGGCAACAGAAUUGAUUUCGCACUGUCAGGUCACAAGGGUAACGUGACUUGCGUAAAAUGGGGUGGUACUGGACGGAUGUAUACUGCCUCUCACGACAAGACCAUCAAGGUAUGGGACGCAGCAAAAGGCACAUUGAUCAACACGCUACAAGGCCACGCGCAUUGGGUCAAUCAUCUUGCCCUCUCCACGGACUUUGUCUUGAGAACCUCGUAUCACGAUCAUACGCGCAAGGUGCCAGCCACACAAGAAGAGAAGCUUGCCAAAGCGAAAGCACGAUUCGAGAAAGCCGCCACAAUCAACGGUGAAGUGAUAGAGCGCUUGGCAACUGCAUCUGAAGACUGCACAAUCAUACUAUGGACGCCUUUGACAAGCACGAAACCAGUGAAUAGGAUGACCGGUCAUCAGAAGCAGAUCAACCAAGUAACUUUCUCGCCCGAUGGUUCCAUGUUGGCAUCGGGAGCUUGGGACAAUCAUGUCAAGUUGUGGUCAGCUCGAGAUGGAAAGUUCAUCGACACCCUCAGGGGACAUGUCGGUCCUGUAUAUAUGACGUGCUUCUCUGCUGAUAGCCGGCUACUGGCGAGCUGCAGCAAAGACACGACAUUGAAGGUGUGGGACAUGAGAACCAGGAAGCUGAAGGAAGAUUUGCCAGGACACAAAGACCAGGUGUUUGCGCUGGACUGGAGCCCGGACGGAGAGAGAGUCGGGAGUGGUGGUGCAGACAAGCAAGUGCGGAUUUGGAGCAACUGA
This is a messenger RNA of Bipolaris zeicola 26-R-13, 1536 nucleotides long. RefSeq lists its product as uncharacterized. The record is from RefSeq and is a predicted model, not a curated record. The transcript has a single exon. Gene Ontology annotation, cellular component: nucleolus. Gene Ontology annotation, biological process: ribosomal large subunit assembly. Lineage: Eukaryota; Fungi; Ascomycota; Dothideomycetes; Pleosporales; Pleosporaceae. Gene Ontology annotation, molecular function: protein binding. The coding region runs from base 1 to 1536 and encodes 511 amino acids.